Filobasidium floriforme is the source of this 2003-nucleotide messenger RNA. RefSeq lists its product as uncharacterized. Gene Ontology annotation, molecular function: protein binding; tRNA (guanine(46)-N7)-methyltransferase activity. Bases 102 to 1964 code for a protein of 620 amino acids. NCBI's taxonomy places the organism in Eukaryota, Fungi, Basidiomycota, Tremellomycetes, Filobasidiales, Filobasidiaceae. Gene Ontology annotation, cellular component: nucleus; tRNA methyltransferase complex; cytosol. The record is from RefSeq and is a predicted model, not a curated record. Gene Ontology annotation, biological process: RNA (guanine-N7)-methylation. The transcript has 8 exons.
UGAGUUUCGACGACCAUAGUCGACGCCGGUUCAACUCUCUGGACAACACGCCAUCGAAGCUCGGACCUAGCGUACUACCAAGGCUGCAAAAUCUGUCCAUCAUGGCACCGGUCUCGAUUCCAGCCCCGAUCGUCCGGCUGUCUUCAUCGGAAGACAUCAUCUCGUUCAUAUCCUCCACUCAGACCGUCUCUCAUGAUGCGGUCUCCGGCAAGCCGCUAUACGUAUCCCCGGCUAUGACGGGCCCGCAAGUGGAGAAGGACCUCAAGAGCAAGCUCGUAAAACUAGUAGCUACGGGAUAUGCGCCGUACGGGAAGCCGUUGGGGGGUGAACAAUCGGUCGAACCCGUCGUCGCGGUCAUUACCGAGGACAAGAUCGUCAGGUUGAUCCAGGCAGAGACGGGCAAGGUGUUCUACGAGAGGACCUUGAUCAAGAAGGCCAGUGCCAUCUCGGUAGAAGAGGACGGUACGGUGAUCGUCUCUGACAAGAAUGGGGACGUCUUUGCCUACCCAUUCGUAGACGACACUUCCCCCUCGCCCAACGGGGUCCCCAAAAUAUCACCCAACCUCAGACCUGAUCCGGUUGCGCUCGCCGGUGAUCCUUCUCUGAAUCCGGAUGCCAAGUUGGUACUCGGCCACGUAUCGACCAACACGGCCCACCUGAUCACGCUCGAUGGGAACCAUAUCAUUACUGCGGACCGGGACGAGCAUAUCAGGGUCAGCCGGUACCCCGAGGGUUACGUGCUCGUCAGGUUCUUGUUUGGGCAUAAACAAUUCGUCUCCUCCCUCUGUAUCCCUCCCUCGCACCCGGAACUCCUCCUAUCAGGCGGUGGAGAUCCCCACAUUCAAGUUCACAACUGGCAGACCGGUCAUCUCCUCCGUCAAAUACCCAUCCUCCCCACACUCUCUCCCUUCCGGACCGUUCGAACGGCCAUGCGUAGAGGUGGGAAACGCGUCCGUCAGGCCAUCGCCCAGGAGGACGCUAGGCUCGUCGCCGAGGGUAAAGGGGACGAGGUGGAGGCGAUGAAGAAAAAGGUGGAGGAUGCUUUGGAAGGCAAGGGGGUCAAGACGCGAAGUCUGACGGAAGAGGAAUGGAAGACGCCGAUUAGGGGGUACAUCUUGCCAGAGGGGGAUGGGAUCUGUGUAGGCAAGAUGCAGGUCGUCGGCGAGAGCGUCAUCUUUUUCUCGGAAGGAUGUUCAUCGAUACAUUCGAUCCCGAUCGCCAACGUCGUCGCACCCACAAGCGUCCUCUCGGCCGUCCACUCGCUACAACUCCCCGUUCCCAUCCUCGACUUUUGCCAACUUCCCUCAACAAGCUCGCCAGACUCGGAAGCGCAGACCAUCUUGCUCAGUACGGAUCCGGCUUGGGAGUACCGGCAGGACGGAGGGAAGAGCUUCUUUCCCAACUUGGACAGCUCGGCUUGGACGAAACACAAGAAGAAGGGAGGUAAGGGCGGCAAGGGCGGUAAGGGGAAAGCCAAGGAGGCUGCAGCGGAGGACGUCGUCAUGGACGAGGAAGAGGCCGCGUUGAAUGCCGAUGCUGCAGAGGAUGUACGGGACUUGGCUGGGUUUACCAAGACGCAGAUCAAGGAGAUGAGUGGGUCGCCAUUCCGAGUCGUACGGGUGCGGGAUGAUGGCAAUCUAGAGGACGUGACUUCGAGCUAUACGGACUAUCUGAAACAGUUUACCGUGCCGACGGCCCCGGUGGACCAGGUCCUUGCUAUUCCAGCCUAUAACAACCUGACGUUCUUCCCCAAAUGGCAAACCGAGGAGGACGAGGAAGAAGCUGCAGCCGAGAUCGACCUGAGCAACCCGGUCAUACAGGACAAGAGCGGGAACAACCGAAAGCGAGCGUUGGGUAGGCUCAAGGCGAAGGGUGUCGACAUCAAGAACCUCGUGCAAAAAUCGACACCAGAGGUGGUUGGCGAGGCACCGGUGGUAGCGAACGAGGAUACGGAGAUGGCUUGAAUGGAUUGCGGGAGCGCGGGUAUAAGGAUUGUAUAGUGA